Anolis carolinensis (green anole) is the source of this 1196-nucleotide messenger RNA. RefSeq names its product sodium channel modifier 1 (gene scnm1). The record is from RefSeq and is a predicted model, not a curated record. Gene Ontology annotation, biological process: RNA splicing. Lineage: Eukaryota; Metazoa; Chordata; Lepidosauria; Squamata; Anolidae. The transcript has 8 exons. Gene Ontology annotation, cellular component: nucleus. The coding region runs from base 318 to 1112 and encodes 264 amino acids.
CUUCCCAUUCAAAACAAAAAAGCCAGGAAAUAAAAUCCCUCCAAUAGGACUCCCGAAUGGAGGCAAAAAUUGCAUACAGAUUUUAAUUGUAAAUCAUUUUGGACGCUUCUUGGAAAGAUAAACAUGAGUUUGGGAGAGAAGAGGCCACUUUGAACAAGGCAUGAUGGGAAAUGUAGUUCUUUCCCUCAGCAGGAAGUAAACAAGGAAAGAGCCAGACGCAUUUCGGGCAAUGGAGGCAGAGCCCUGAUUGGUGCCUUGCAGUGGAUGCUUGGGAGUUGUAGUCCUGGGAUAUUUAUUUACAAGGCUGGAAGGGAAGCAUGUCAUUCAAGAGGGAAGGAGACGACCAUAGCCAGCUCAACGUGCUCAAGAAAAGAAGAGUUGCAGACCUUUUGGCCAACUAUAUCCCGGAAGACGAAGCCUUACUCCUGAGAGAUGGAAGGUACAGCUGCAGCGUCUGCUUCCACAGACCAGUCUUUGACACUCUCGACAUGCUCACGGUCCACCGUUCCGGGAAGAAGCACCUGCUCAGUUUGCAGAAGUUUUACGGGAAGAAACGUUCCCUUGAGAACGAAAUUGAGAAGCGCCAGCAUGAAGCCUACCUCCAAGCGGAAGCAUCCGGAUCACAGGCCAUGCCGGGCCCUGCGCCGUUACUUGCAUCGACCAGGAAAAUCACCCAAAAUGCUUUAUUGAAAGCCACCCCUUAUAACAGUUGCUGUCGGCGGAUGAGGGAGACCGUGAGUGAGCCAAGCCCAAGUAACUUGAGGAUCCAUAUGUUAUUGCAACAUGCAGAGGAAGAAAAUGGGUUCAAAUCCGGGAACUCUGUGGAAACAAAGGCAGAAAACAUACCCACUGUCACAGAAACCACACAAACUGUGCACCUUCCAGGAUCCGGUUCAUUGAAAGAUUUUCAUUUAGAGAAGGACAGUCAUAGAAACAAGGAAUCUUCUCCCAAAGGCAGCGAACUCACUCCGGAAAAGCGGAGAAUCCUGGAACAUUAUCUGAAGCUAAAAAGCUCUGGUUGGGUCCAAGAUGGAGCUGGGAAAUGGGUCAAAGACGAGAAUGCCGAGUUUGACUCGGACGAAGAGGAGCCUCCACCGCUGGCGCCGUUGUGACCGCUUCGCCCUGGGCACGUUCCCCAACAAAAGGUUUUAUUACCGACGACAGACAGUUGAUAAAAGAAAUACAAAAAAGGGUAA